Messenger RNA from Oncorhynchus mykiss (rainbow trout), 1446 nucleotides. RefSeq lists its product as uncharacterized. Gene Ontology annotation, molecular function: RNA polymerase II cis-regulatory region sequence-specific DNA binding; DNA-binding transcription factor activity, RNA polymerase II-specific. Lineage: Eukaryota; Metazoa; Chordata; Actinopteri; Salmoniformes; Salmonidae. Gene Ontology annotation, biological process: regulation of transcription by RNA polymerase II. Gene Ontology annotation, cellular component: nucleus. The record is from RefSeq and is a predicted model, not a curated record.
CACAGAGGACCCAGCUGAGCAGCACAGGACCACACACAGUCUCAGUGAGUCAGUAGACAAAGAGGAUGGGAUGCCUGAUCUGCAGCUGGUCAAAGAGGAGACAAUAGAGAACAGACCAGAGAGUGGACUAAAGAUCUGGGAUGAAGGUGGUUGGCUCGAAGCUAACAGAGGAGACUGGGCAGUCAUCUUGGAUUCCCAGACCGGUGCAGCCAAGGUUCCUGUGGACGACGUCACCGAGCAGGCCAGGACCGGAGGCGACAUAGUGGAGUCUGCAGUCCAUGAGGACGUGCUGAUAUCUGGUGUUGCUGGCGGGAGAGACUGGACCUCUGAAGCGGCUGGUCUCAAACCCUGGCCCCGGAUCAGGACACUGGAUCAGGAGCCGUCACUCUUUCUUCGCGAGUCAGAACCAGGACCCAACCGCGAAAGACAGAGACCCCACCACCACACAGAACACAACCAGUGGACAGGUGGACUGAACAACAGUCCUGGUGGUCAUCAGAGAGACAGAGGCUCUAGUCAGGGAUCCAGUCUGCAGCCCAGACCCUUCUCUUCACAGUCUCAGUGCAGGGAUGAAGCAGGGCCUGGGGCUGAUAGAGAUAGACCCUCCUGUUCCUAUGAUACAAACACCACAGUAUCCAUGAUGAACAGAGCAGGUCACCUUGGGCUUCAGCCUUCACAGAGAGUGGUGGGAGACCCCCCUGGUGGGAGUCUAACAGGAAGUCUGUCUUCUCCUUCAGGGUCUCGUCUAAUGCCUGGUGACUGGGUUCAUAGAAAGCCUGGGCCUGGGUCUAGCCUUCCUCAGUUACCGCAUGGUUUCCCCACCAAUACAGACAGGGUUAGGAUGGGCGUUCACCACAAUAAGUACUUAUCCUGUAACAUAGCACAUAAUCCCAACCACACCCAAACAAUGGCUAGAGGUCAAGGAGGGAGCUCAAAUACUAACCACCUGAGGGUGGUUGCUCCUGCUUCUACCUCCUCUGGUGUCAUUGGGACACAACGUGGGAGGCCGAGCAUUAGGACGGACGCCGACAAGCCAUACACCUGCCCCACAUGUGGGAAGCGCUUCACUGAGGCGAACUAUGUGAAGAGGCACCAGACCGUUCACACCAAGGAGAGGCCCUUCAAGUGCAAACGAUGUUACAAGAGCUUCUCCUUCCUAAGUAGCCUUAUCAGACAUAGGAGUAUCCACAACGUGGAAAAAUUGUAGCAGUGUGGCUUGAGAUGUACACAGGGGAUAUCUGGGAACCAUUAUUUAGCUUAGCAAUUCUCAACUGGUGGGUCGCAGGAAGGUUUGGAAUGGGUGACGGGUGUCUAAGUAAAAAUGCUUAUAUAUACAGUUGAAGUUGGAAGUUUACAUACACCUUAGCCAAGUACAUUUAAACUCCGUUUUUCACAAUUCCUGACAUUUAAUCCUAUUAAAAAUUCCCUGUCUUAGGUCAGUUAGGA